Molecule: messenger RNA, 722 nt
Organism: Neopelma chrysocephalum (saffron-crested tyrant-manakin)
Lineage: Eukaryota; Metazoa; Chordata; Aves; Passeriformes; Pipridae
Product: maestro heat-like repeat-containing protein family member 7
Exons: 6
Coding region: 54-722 (222 amino acids)
Cellular component (GO): cytoplasm
Source: RefSeq, a predicted model, not a curated record
UUGCAGUGACCCUGCUGCGCUCUGCCCCAGCCUGUGACAGAGCUGCUCGCACCAUGUGGAGGACGCUCAUCUCCUCCAGAGGGACUAAGGAGCCGGUGCUGCAGAUCCUCUUCCGUGCGCUGGAAUUCUGGCCAGCGCACAGGACACGCACCUCGGAUGGGGAUGAGAGCGAUGUCUUUGCCCUGGCUGCAACUGUGGCACUCUGGGAGAUCCUCCAGCUGUACUGGUGCCCAGGGGCAGUGAAGACCAAUUUGCCCCGCCUCCUUCUGACUCUGCUCUUCCAAGUUUUCAUCAGCACAGAGGAGAUGUCAGAGGAGGUCGAGACCUUCUGGGGGCGAUGCCGGGAGCAGCGCAGCCUUCCCCCCAACCCCAACAGGUUUGCAGUGCAGACCGUGAAAGCCCUGCUGCGCCAGCUGCUGGAUGAGGACGUGGUGAUGGUGAUCCAUCGCAAGUGUGGCUGGGACAUGCUCCUCAAGGCUGACAGCCACCACUAUGCAGUGGGUCUGCUGGCCAGGGAGCUGUGCCGUGUCUCCCGCUCCUUCUGCCACAGCGUCGCUGCCAACCUGCUCCCGCGGCUCAGCAGGGAAGAGCCCCUCCGCAGCCGCCUGGGACGGUGCCUGCACCCUGUGCUGCUGCCUGGGCCCAGCCCCGGGCGGGUCCGGGCUCCUGCCGGCCGGGCACCCCGUCACUGCUCCCUGCCUUUCAGGUGCUGCACUGCCUGA